Molecule: messenger RNA, 1203 nt
Organism: Protopterus annectens (West African lungfish)
Lineage: Eukaryota; Metazoa; Chordata; Ceratodontiformes; Protopteridae
Product: keratin-associated protein 10-7-like
Exons: 1
Coding region: 1-1203 (400 amino acids)
Source: RefSeq, a predicted model, not a curated record
AUGCAGUGUCUGGGCAAGGUGCAGCAGGAUGCUGUGUUUGGGCAAGGUGCAGCAGGAUGCAGUGUCUGGGCAAGGUGCAGCAGGAUGCUGUGUUUGGGCAAAGUGCAGCAGUGUGCUGUGUUUGGGCAAAGUGCAGCAGUGUGCUGUGUUUGGGCAAGGUGCAGCAGGAUGCUGUGUUUGGGCAAGGUGCAGCAGGAUGCUGUGUCUGGGAAAGGUGCAGCAGGAUGCUGUGUUUGGGCAAAGUGCAGCAGGAUGCAGUGUCUGGGCAAGGUGCAGCAGGAUGCUGUGUUUGGGCAAAGUUCAGCAGUGUGCUGUGAUUGGGCAAAGUGCAGCAGUGUGUUGUGUUUGGGGAAGGUGCAGCAGGACGCUGUGUUUGGGCAAGGUGCAGUAGGAUGCAGUAUCUGGGCAAGGUGCAGCAGGAUGCUGUGUUUGGGCAAGGUGCAGCAGGAUGCUGUGUUUGGGCAGGGUGCAGCAGGAUGCUGUGUCUGGGCAAGGUGCAGCAGGAUGCAGUGUCUGGGCAAGGUGCAGCAGGAUGCUGUGUUUGGGCAAGGUGCAGCAGGAUGCAGUGUCUGGGCAAGGUGCAGCAGGAUGCUGUGUUUGGGCAAAGUGCAGCAGUGUGCUGUGUUUGGGCAAAGUGCAGCAGUGUGCUGUGUUUGGGCAAGGUGCAGCAGGAUGCUGUGUUUGGGCAAGGUGCAGCAGGAUGCUGUGUCUGGGAAAGGUGCAGCAGGAUGCUGUGUUUGGGCAAAGUGCAGCAGGAUGCAGUGUCUGGGCAAGGUGCAGCAGGAUGCUGUGUUUGGGCAAGGUUCAGCAGUGUGCUGUGAUUGGGCAAAGUGCAGCAGUGUGUUGUGUUUGGGGAAGGUGCAGCAGGGGGCUGUGUUUGGGCAAGGUGCAGUAGGAUGCAGUAUCUGGGCAAGGUGCAGCAGGAUGCUGUGUUUGGGCAAGGUGCAGCAGGAUGCUGUGUUUGGGCAGGGUGCAGCAGGAUGCUGUGUCUGGGCAAGGUGCAGCAGGAUGCAGUGUCUGGGCAAGGUGCAGCAGGAUGCUGUGUUUGGGCAAGGUGCAGCAGGAUGCAGUGUCUGGGCAAGGUGCAGCAGGAUGCUGUGUUUGGGCAAAGUGCAGCAGUGUGCUGUGAUUGGGCAAAGUGCAGCAGUGUGCUGUGUUUGGGGAAGGUGCAGCAGGAUGCUGUGUUUGGGCAAGGUGCAGUAG